CGGGGCCCGUGGAGGCGGCGGGAGCCGGCAGCGCCCGGGGAAGCCGGACCGGGAGCCGCGGGGGCAUCCGGGUGCUGAAGAGGAACAUGAAGCGCAAUGGGAGCAGAAACUGCUUGAACAGGAGGAGUCGGUUUGGUUCCUGUGAGAGAGACUGGCUGAAAGAGGAUGUUGGGCGAGGCUGUGUAUACAUUUAUGGAGCAGACUCUGCAACUGCGACCUCUUCUGACCUGCACUUGGUCCUUUGUACAGUGGAUACCCUGGCAUCUGAGAUCUGUGAUGGAGAGGGUAGGGAGAACCUCUAUUUGCAGCUCCAUGGAGACCUGGUCAGGAGGCUGGAGCCCACAGAGAAACCCCUUCAAAUUGUGUACGAGUACUUGGCUGGGCUCGGCUUUGAGGAUCUUGUGAGAAUACAGGAAGAGGCAGCAAACUCUGAUCUCAGCUGCAUGAUUCGCUUUUACAAUGAAAAGCCAUGUCAAGUGGAGCAACUAGACCGAAUCCUUCUGUCUGGGGUCUAUAAUGUGCGCAAAGGGAAGACGCAGUUGCACAAGUGGGCAGAACGCUUGGUCAUUCUCUGUGGCACCUGCCUCAUCGUAUCCUCCGUGAAGGAUUGCCAUACAGGAAAGAUGCACAUUCUGCCUCUUGUUGGAGGGAAGGUGGAAGAAGUGAAGCGUCGGCAGCACUCGCUUGCUUUCAGCUCUGCUGGUGCACAAGCUCAAACCUACCAUGUUUGCUUUGAAACGCUGGCAGAGUACCAGAGAUGGCACCGGCAGGCAUCCACGGUGGUGUCUCAGCGACUCAGCACAGUUGAUCUGUCUUGUUAUAGCCUUGAGGAGGUACCUGAGCAUCUCUUCUACAGUCAAGACAUCACCUACCUCAACCUGCGACACAACUUUAUGCGACUGGAUGGAUCAGGGGGUCUUGACUCUCUUUGCAGGUUCUCUCAGCUGAAGGGCCUGAACCUGUCCCAUAAUAGGCUGGGGGAGCUUCCUAUAUUACUGUGUGAGAUCUCCAAUCUGACUGAACUCAACAUUUCCUGUAAUGGGCUUCAUCACCUGCCAAACCAGAUUGGCAGCCUGUUCAAUCUCCAGACCUUAUGUCUUGAUGGGAAUUUCCUCACAUCUUUGCCAGAAGAGCUGGGACACCUGCAACAGCUCUGCUCCCUCGGGCUUUCCUUCAACAACUUCAGUGAGGUGCCAGUGGUCUGUGAGAAACUCACUGCCUUGGACAAACUGGCCAUGGCAGGGAACCAGCUGGAAACCCUGAACCUUGGGGUGCUGAACAGGAUGAGCCACAUCAGAUAUGUGGAUUUUAGGCUGAACCACCUGAGGAGAUUAUCUGUUGACAGCCUGGAGGGGAACAAAUCUGUGACCCACAUGGAUUUGCGAGACAAUCAGCUGACUGACCUGGAUCUGAGCUUUCUUGGCAGUCUAGAGCAGCUGCACUGUGAGCGGAAUCAGCUGAGGGAACUGACUCUGAGUGGCUUCUCCCUUCGGGCCCUCUAUGCCAACACCAACUGUCUGAUGACUGUAAAUGUUUAUCCAGUCCCUACUCUGCUGACCUGCCUAGAAAUCUCCUGUAACCAGCUGCUGUGUAUUCCUGACUGGGCCUGCGAAGCAAAGAAACUUGAGGUUUUGGAUAUGAGCUACAAUCUCCUCACAGAGCUUCCAUCAAGGACCCUGAGUAGUUUGAGUCUUCGGAAGUUGAUGGUGGGGCACAACCACGUGCAGAGCCUUCCACCUCUGCUGGAACACAUUCCCCUGGAGGUGCUGGACCUCCAGCAUAACCUGAUCACUAAACUCCCGGAGAUGAUGUUCUUCAAGGCUCUGAAUCUCAGGUACCUGAAUGUAUCUGCCAACAGCCUGGAGUCCUUGCCUGGGGAAGAGAGUCUCAGCACGCUGCAGCUACUUUACUUGACCAAUAAUAACCUCACAGAUCAGUGCAUCCCUGACUUGGUGGGACACCCAAACUUACGGGUCCUGCACCUGGCAAACAACCAACUGCAAACCUUCCCUGCAAGCAAACUGAGCAAACUGGAGCAACUGGAAGAGCUGAACCUGAGUGGCAACAAGCUGAAGACGAUUCCUACAACGAUCGCAAACUGCAAGCAGCUGCACACACUUAUUGCACACUCAAAUGAGAUCAGUAUCUUCCCAGAGAUCCUGCACCUACCUCGUAUUCAGUUUGUAGACUUGAGCUGUAAUGAACUAACAGAAAUCGUGAUCCCUGAGGUGCUACCAGCUACCUUGCAGGAGCUGGACCUGACUGGAAACACGAACCUGGUGCUAGAACACAAGACCCUGGACAUCUUCAGUCACAUUGCCACCCUGAAGAUUGAUGCCAAGCCCUCCCUCACGGCAGACUCAGUACUCUCCUCUACGCUCUGGAAUCAUGGGUUAGCCGAGAUGGCUGGCCAGAGGAAUAAGCUCUGUGUGUCGGCCCUGGCUCUGGGGAGCUUUGCAGACAGUGUGGAAGCUGUGUACGGCAUGUUCGACGGUGACAAGAAUGAGGAGCUGCCCCGUCUCCUGCAGUGCACUAUGGCAGAUGUGCUACUGGAGGAGGUGCAGCAGUCGAACAUAGACUCUGUGUUCAUGUCUAACACCUUCCUGGUCUCCCACAGGAAGCUGGGGAUGGCUGGCCAGAAGCUGGGCUCCUCUGCUGUCCUCUGCUAUAUUCGACAUGAUGGUACUGAUCUGGCUGGCAGCUUCACUCUGACAUUGGCCAAUGUGGGCACAUGCCAAGCCAUUCUGUGCCGCAGUGGAAAACCCCUGCCCCUUUCCAAAGUCUUCAGCCUGGAACAAUAUCCUGAGGAGGCCAGGAGAGUCAAGGAGCAAAAAGCCAUCAUAACUGAGGACAAUAAGGUUAAUGGUGUAACCUGCUGUACUCGGAUGCUAGGCUGCACGUACUUGCAUCCUUGGAUCCUGCCCAAGCCUCACGUCUACUCCAUUCCUCUGACUGUGCAGGAUGAGAUGCUCCUACUGGGGAACAAAGCCCUCUGGGAACACCUCUCUUAUACAGAGGCUGUCAUGGCUGUACGCCACCUGCAUGACCCACUGGCUGCUGCAAAGAAGAUCUGCACUUUAGCCCAAAGCUAUGGCUGCCAAGACAAUGUGGGAGCAAUGGUGGUGUGUUUGAACAUUGGUGAGGACAGCUGCACAUGUGAGAUGCACAGCCUCACCUUGCCAGGCCCUGCGGGGGUUAUUUCCACUGCCAAACCAGCAACACCUUCUUCAAGUAGUGGAAUUGCCUCAGAGUUCAGCAGUGAGCUGUCAGCCUCAGAAGUUAGCAGUGAGGUGGGAUCCACUGCAUCCGAUGAACACAGUGGAGCUGGUCUGGAUGCAGGGUUGGUGCCUCGACCCGAGCGACGCUGCAGCCUCCAUCCUGUGCCCCCCUCCAGCAUCUUUCAGCGCCAACCUUCCUGUGCCACAUUCUCUAGUAAUCAGUCUGACAAUGGGCUGGACAGUGAUGAUGAGCAGCCAGUGGAGGGUGUGAUGACGAAUGGCAGCAAAGUGGAGGUGGAAGUGGACAUCCACUGCUGUAAAGGAAAAAGUCUGGAGCCUGUGCCUCCUGGUGCUGAGGAGGGAUCUUCUGCUGCAGGCUCAGAGGAUGACUGUGGGGGGCUUGUCUUCAGGAUUCGGAGACAGAACAGCAUGAACAGCAACAUCCUCCUGGCAGGAACCAAGGAGAGGUGCGAGUUGCAGAAGUCUCCUUCCGCAUGCUGUCUCUAUGGGAAGAAGCUUUCCAAUGGCUCCAUAGUGCCUCUGGAGGAGAGCCUCAACCUUAUUGAGGUAGCCACAGAGGUGCCGAAGAAGAAAACAGGUUAUUUUGCUGCUCCUACCCAGCUGGAGCCAGAGGAUCGAUUUGUUGUGCCCCCUGACCUGGAAGAGGAAGUGAAGGAACAAAUUAAGCAGCACCAUGAGAGUGGUGCAGAGCAGGAGCCCAAUGAGAAGGCUGCAAUGGCUCCUCCAGAUGAGUUUGACACAGCUUUGUAACCCCACUGGGCUGCUCCAUAGUGUAGGGGAGUUGGCAUCUGCACGGGAAGGAACAGACAUCAGCUCCCUCCUUACUGGAGUGCAGGACAAGCCUGGAGCUGUAAACUCAGGACUGCCAGCUUCUUGAGGCGGCAUCCCUGCUGUUCUGUGGGCCCAGGGUACUCAGGCCAGCAGCCAAGCUCCAUGCCGGGGAUUGUCUGGCAUUUGAGAAGGCAGACUUCCCUAUGUGUGGUCCCACCACCUGCCAUUAACCCUUGCCCUCCUGAGAAAUUGCCAGGCAGUGGGCUGGUUUCUGUGUGGGAGCUGAGGAGGCAGUUGUGGUUAUGCACAGCAUCCAGAGUUCUGUGAAGUAUUUGAUUCGGCCAUCAUGAUGGGACUGGUCACUUGGCUUUACUGUUCCGAGAAUACAGCCUGUCACAAUGACGCUUACUAGCGCCACAGAACCAGUCAGAGAAUUGAUUCUUAUAUGCAUCGCAAGCACUUUCAUUGACUGCACUUGAGCCAUUUUGCUCCCCAUCUGCCCAGCACUUUACUAUUUAGGGAGAGGGGGCUUCAGUAACCUCACAACGGGUAUUAUGGGGGGAUUCCUCCACAUGGGAAUUGGUGCCCUCCUGAUAGGUACAUCCAGGGACACUGGGGGAGCUGAGGUAGUUUUGUCACUACUUGUUAUGAGGUUAUCCAGGGGCUUCCUUCCAACCUGAAGGAUACAACUGGGGCAUGCGGGUUGGGAGCCCCAAUGACAGAUAUGACCAUGGGGCAUGGAGGAGUCCCAGGAGGGGUUUGGCUAUCUCCAUAACAAAUAUGAACAUGGGUAGGGGUGGGGCUAGUGUGUACAACUGUAGGGGAUAGGGGGUUGGCCACCCCCCUGGUGUGCACUUCAAGGCAGAGCCUUCCAUAUCCGCGAGACAUGGGAUGAAGCCAGAAUCCCCUGCAAAGCACAGAGUCUGUGCUCUGUGUGGUGCCCUUAGCUGGCAGAAGCUAAGAAGUGUGAGUGGGGAGACUAGGGUUACCAUACUUAACAAAUAAAAAAAGAAGACCCUCCAUGGGGUCCUGGCCCCGCCCA
Molecule: messenger RNA, 5052 nt
Organism: Malaclemys terrapin pileata
Lineage: Eukaryota; Metazoa; Chordata; Testudines; Emydidae
Gene: PHLPP2
Product: PH domain and leucine rich repeat protein phosphatase 2
Exons: 19
Coding region: 87-3989 (1300 amino acids)
Molecular function (GO): protein binding
Source: RefSeq, a predicted model, not a curated record